AACAUGCUCUUAUUGCAAAAUUUCAAAUGUAAUGUAAUUGUAACAUAAAAUUACAGACCAUUUAUCUCUACACUUUUAUUCUGAAAUAUGUCCUGCACCUCCCUGAAAAUAGAGGGACGAUGUGAUUAUCAUGACACUCAUAAAAACUCACUAUUCUUCUGCAACAAACGAAAAAUAUUAAAAGAAACUUCUCCCAACAGUAAAAAUAACACUCUUCUUUAAAAUCACUGCUGUCUAAAUUACUCCUACAAAGCAGAUCACUUUUCCUCACCUGUUAUUGCAAGUGUAAGCUACGUUCCUCCCACCUUUACAGGGGCACUGAAGGCUGAAAGCUCCCAAAUCCACAGAGACCACUCACACUCUGGGAGCUCUAACGGAACCUGGGCCACCACCGCUUUCGUGGGGACACGCUGCUCUGGCCGGAGGGCUCAGAGCCCUUUCUCGGCCCGAGGCUCACAACCGCGGAGCGAGCAGAUACGGGGAGAACGGGCACCAACCGAGGCCGAAGGCGGUGACUGUCCCCGGGCGGAUCCCGGGGCGGGCGGGACCGGCCGCUAUUAAAGGGACCCGGCGGCGUUCCGGCGUGGGACCAUGGCGACCCGCUUGCAGCUGAACACUGCGGCCAGGAUGCCCCUCCUGGGGCUCGGCACAUGGAAGUCCCCAGCUGGGCAAGUAACAGCUGCAGUGAUGGCUGCCAUUGAUGCUGGGUACCGCCACUUUGACUGUGCCUACGUGUACCAGAAUGAGAAGGAAGUUGGGGAAGGGAUCCAGCAGAAAAUCAAGGAAGGCGUUGUGAAACGAGAAGACCUCUUCAUCGUCAGUAAGCUGUGGUGCACAUUUUAUGAAAAGCCUCUGGUGAAAGGAGCUUGCCAGAAGACUCUUGCUGACCUGAAACUGGAUUACCUGGAUCUCUACCUCAUGCACUGGCCACUUGGGUUAAAGGCAGGAGAAGAGCUGUUUCCCACUGAUGACAAAGGCAUGUCAAUACCCAGCAACACAGAUAUUCUAGAUACAUGGGAGGCCAUGGAAGAACUGGUUGACUGUGGUCUGGUAAAAGCCAUUGGAAUCUCCAACUUCAACCAUGAGCAGAUUGAAAGGCUCCUGAACAAGCCGGGACUGAAGUACAAGCCUGCAAAUAACCAGAUCGAAUGUAAUCCGUACCUUACACAGGAGAAGCUGAUCAAGUACUGUCAAUCCAAAGGGAUUGCUGUGACAGCGUACAGUCCCCUUGGCUCUCCUGACAGGCCAUGGGCUAAGCCAGAGGAUCCUUCCCUUCUGGAUGACCCCAAGAUCAAAGAGAUUGCAGCCAAGCACAACAAAACCCCAGCACAGGUUCUCCUUCGCUUUCAGAUCCAAAGAAAUGUAAUCGUGAUCCCCAAGUCUGUCACACCACAGCGUAUUGCGGAGAACUUCAAGGUGUUUGACUUUGAAUUGACGAAAGAGGAGAUGGCAACUAUUUUCAGCUUUAACAGAAACUGGAGGGCGUAUACAAUGAGCACGUGCAAAACUCACAAGGAGUACCCUUUCAAUGCAGAAUACUGAAGAUUGUCAUAUCCUGCCCUCAUAUCCUUCAGAGCUUGUUCAGAUAUUCUUCCUAUCGAUUUUUCUUAUUGCAUCUCCUCCUACAGCCAGUGAAAUCACAGGCUAUGUAUUCAGUGAUUUAUUGUGGUGGUUUUUUGUGGUUUUGUUUUUUUUUUUUUUUUGAAAUAAGGACACUGUAAAAUUGUUGUGGUUUGGGCCAGACUGGCCACUGAGAUGAAUGACAGAUGCUCUCCAAGGAAAGCAUGGAGAGAGAGAAAGAUACUUAGGAGUCUCUGACAAAAUGUGGCAUUAAAGAGAAAACAGGGAAAGCCAACUACACGUUCAGACUUGUACUCAAUUUUGUAACAACAGCCUAAGGAGGAUAAUCAGCAGUUGUGAGCAUUGGAGGAAAAUUUGAGAAGCGUGAACUAAAGACUAACUUUCUUAGCAUGAGUGAGGCAACCAGGAGUUUCACCACUCAAAAACUAACUGAAAAAGGGUCUUUUACUAUUUAUCCCUCUCUUAGGAAAAAAAAAAAAAUCCAUAUGCAGAAAACAUACAGAUGCAUGCUGGGCAGUAUUUUUACACAGGGUUUCUCCUAUGUGUCAAAACAAAACAGCAUGGUGUGGUUUGGAUAUAACGCAAGUUCAAUAUGUGCUUCAGAUUAUUGCUAGUUGUGAAAUUCUAUUCUUACAUGGAAAAUUGUUAAGAAGGGGAAAAAAAAAAAAACACAAAGAAAACCCAAAGCCUCUGAACUUGCACGUUCCACUUCAUUCAAAUGCCUGUCUUUGAGGAAAAACUAAUUUUUAAAUGCAACCAUGAAAUAGAAGAUUCCUGUCUGAUCAAAAAGAUCUUUUACUUUGAAAGUGUGUUUAUGCUCUUGCCUAGACCUUCUAGCUAGAAGUGAGAUGGGAUGCUAGACCCCCCAACACCAUUUGACUUUAGGAACUGAUUUCAUUCUUUACCAUUAUUUUUUAAUUAAAU
This is a messenger RNA of Chroicocephalus ridibundus (black-headed gull), 2505 nucleotides long. Its product is annotated as aldo-keto reductase family 1 member B1-like. Lineage: Eukaryota; Metazoa; Chordata; Aves; Charadriiformes; Laridae. The coding region runs from base 592 to 1542 and encodes 316 amino acids. Gene Ontology annotation, cellular component: cytosol. The record is from RefSeq and is a predicted model, not a curated record. The transcript is spliced from 10 exons. Gene Ontology annotation, molecular function: aldose reductase (NADPH) activity.